CUACCAGGGCGGAUCCAGAGAUUACUUUGUUGCCGUUGUGGGGCCAGGUAUUCAACUUGGGAACGAUGAUCCAAAUAUAGCACCCCGCUGUAGUCCUGUUGGUCAUGACUUCUGGGUAAAAGAUUUAUGGAUGCCAAAGGACAGUAGGAUAUACUACAAGUUCUUGGUUGUGAGGUCGUACACAGGCGUUAUCGUAGAUAUAGAAAACAUAGCACCUCGUCAGCUACAUGUUGGUCAGACACCUAUCACAGUUGGAAAUACUUUCAACAGAACAACAUACAAAAGGAAAAGAGCUACCCAUAAACAGUCUCGAGCAAGAAAUGACCAGAAAGGAAAGAAAUUGGAAAAGGACAUUCAAUACACGAAAAGUUUGCAAAAGUCUACAGGUUCUGCCAUAAAAUAUACAAUGACAAAUGAAAAGACUGGACACGACAUCAGUGAAUUUGUUCCCACAACAUUAGAAAUUCCAGAAAUUCUUAAAAUCCAGACAGGGGAGACCGUUGAGACGAAGGACGUCCAAACACAUUCGACAGACACAGCCAUUGACCAGUCCACGUACCAAGAGGCAGUAACAGGUAAUGAAGAUCAAACUGAUAGCUUCAACAAAGCAAAUUUCGCUAGUUAUGCAAAUGUCGUUCCUGGCGAGAAUGAAAGUAACACCGAACGUUCCGGAAGAAAGAGGCUUUUCUUGGGUGGCACUCGCUUCGUGUCUCGGAUAUUUUGUCUUCUUUAGAAAAUAGAUUUUAUUUAUAUGUAAACUUAUGUUUUUAUGUUUUGAUCACUGAUUAUUAUUACAAUUAUAAAUUUUAUACAAAAAUGUUGACGACUUAUUUUCUCUAUUUGAAUAGCAAUUGCUGAUUCUCUAUUAUGUGGGUGCCAAUGGUGUUGUACACUUCAUUAGAUCUCACCAAGAAACUCAAACAAACCGUGUCUACCAUAUAAUGCUGCGUUUCAAAUGGAUCGUCUUAUACAUUUAACUGAUACUUUGCCAAAUGUCCUCCAUGUAAAUGCCGGUAUACUUUUAACUCGUACGUCGACGAGAAGUCGAUGCCAGUUAAUCGACGAUAUAGGCGUUAAUAUGUUAAUUACUUAAGUCUAUUUUUUGAAAAAUUCACAAGCAAUAGCCUUUAAAAUUUGUUUCCUGUCAGUAAAUAGACUCUACCUAUCUACAGUUACUGCAAAGCCCACUGUCGGAUGUUAUUUGCAGAGAAAGUUUAAAAGAAAUGUACAAGAGUGUAAAAGCAAUGCUAAGGUAAUCCUAUCUGCAAGAAUGUCAAAAUUCUAAAGAAAGAGUUUACAUGUAAAAUGAGUGAAAAACAAUAUUUUUCAAACCAGGCACUAUUAGCAAGUGUGUUUAUAGUGACUUUAUACCCUAACUGAACU
Molecule: messenger RNA, 1383 nt
Organism: Mercenaria mercenaria
Lineage: Eukaryota; Metazoa; Mollusca; Bivalvia; Venerida; Veneridae
Exons: 4
Coding region: 131-733 (200 amino acids)
Source: RefSeq, a predicted model, not a curated record